Molecule: messenger RNA, 1520 nt
Organism: Anoplopoma fimbria (sablefish)
Lineage: Eukaryota; Metazoa; Chordata; Actinopteri; Perciformes; Anoplopomatidae
Gene: dph7
Product: diphthamide biosynthesis 7
Exons: 10
Coding region: 148-1476 (442 amino acids)
Molecular function (GO): protein binding
Source: RefSeq, a predicted model, not a curated record
UUAGUUUCCGAUGUACCGUUGUUUCGCAGUGGUGCCUGAAUGCACCCUUUCGCCCAGCGAUGACGUAACGACGCUUACCCUCGUCCGGUUGGGUCUGGACUCACAUUUAUUGCACCGGCACAGUGACGUUAUGCAAAGCAGGAGGUCAUGGCUUGGAAAUCGAAGUCCCGCAAUCUACAGGUGUUUGACACGGAGCUGAGUGCCGACACGGUGGAGUGGUGUCCUGUUCCAUCGAGCCACGACAUCCUGGCCUGCGGGACAUAUCAGCUGCAGAAAGGGGCAGGGGAGGAGGAGGCCCCCCCAAGCCGGACUGGUCGUUUGUACCUUUUUGAAUUCCGGCAGGAGGGAUCCUUGAGUCCUCCACUCACGGAGCUACAGCGCAUUGACACCGCGGCCAUUUUAGAUUUGAAAUGGUGCCAUGUGCCGCUGUCAGGGAGGGGCGUGCUGGGAAUGGCAACUGCCACUGGAGAGCUGCAGCUGUACACACUGUCAGACAGUCAGGAAGGUGGCCGUAGACUGCACACUCUGAGCAGUUUGGAGGUGGGAGCAGAGCGGCUGGCUCUGUCAUUAGACUGGUCCACUGGAAGAAUGGACAGCAGUGAUGUGCGGCUGGUGUGCAGUGACUCUGCAGGCUGCGUCAGUGUGCUCUCCCUGGCUGAAGGCGCUCUGACGACUCUGUCACAGUGGAAGGCCCAUGACUUUGAGGCCUGGAUCUCAGCCUUCUCCUACUGGGACACACAGCUGGUUUACUCUGGUGGUGAUGAUUGCAAACUCAAAGGCUGGGAUCUCAGGGUUGGUCCGUCCUGCCCCACUUUCACCAGUAAAAGACACUCAAUGGGUGUGUGCAGUAUACACAGCAACCCCCACCGGGAACACAUCUUGGCUACAGGCAGCUACGAUGAGCAGGUUUUGGUCUGGGAUGGCAGGAACAUGCGGCAGCCUCUCAGUGAGAGUCCCAUGGGUGGUGGAGUGUGGAGGCUGAAGUGGCAUCCAACCCAUCAGCACCUGCUGCUGGCAGCCUGCAUGCACAAUGACUUCCACAUCCUUCACUGCCAGCAGGCAUUAGAGGAGAGUGGACGAGCUUGUCCUGUCAUAGCCUCCUAUAUCCUGCACAACUCCCUGGCGUACGGAGCCGACUGGUCCCGGCUAUCCCUGGAGGAACCGGCUCCCUGCUCCCCUGUAGCUGCAGAACCAAAGAAAAGCCUCGCAGAGAGUAGAGGUCACUUGAGAAUUCAGUAUGAAUCUCCCACUGCCAGCUUUGACACCUCUCUGGAGGAUGAUGCAGGACGAUACAUCCCAGAGGGCAUUGCAGCACCCUCUGUCACCGCUACUGCAGGCCCUACCCUCAACCCUAAAGAGGAUGCCCCAUCACAGUCCUAUCUGCUGGCAAGCUGCUCCUUCUAUGACCAUAUGCUCCAUUUGUGGCGCUGGGACUGGACUCCAGAUCAGGCUCCACCGGAAUCAGAGCCAUGUUGACCCGGCUGGAGCACUGGCUGCACUGACACCAUAGAAAUAACUUG